Molecule: messenger RNA, 9943 nt
Organism: Spirometra erinaceieuropaei
Lineage: Eukaryota; Metazoa; Platyhelminthes; Cestoda; Diphyllobothriidea; Diphyllobothriidae
Source: the annotation of a GenBank genome assembly
AUGGUAGCGGAAACGAUUGCCGAGGAGGCGCCUAAGGAGUCCCACCUCUGGUAAUUUUUAGUGCAGUGUCGAUAUUUAGUAGGUCAACAAUUUUGAAAGAGGUUUCCACCAUGGGAUUACGGAAAUUGCCACAAAAGAAGGGGUUGCUAUUUCUGGGUGAUAAUGGCACUGGCAAGUCAACGCUGUAUUGCCGUCUAAAUGGAAAAGCGCCAUCUAAAAAUGGUGCAGGUUUGCAGUACCACUUUAUUGAUGUCAAGGAUGAGGCUCGUGAUGGUUUGCUUCCAUUGAAUAAUUGUUGGCUUAGAUCAAACCAAGUUGAGCGUAUGGAUUCUUGGUGGUGAGGUUGUCUUUACGCCCCUCCUGAGGUAUGUGCUCACGAGGGAAAGCUUCUCGGACCUACUCGCUGUCAUUGUUGUCAGCAUGGAGGAACCGUGGAACAUUAUGGAGCAGCUGGAAAAGUGGGUGGAUAUUCUCGCAGAGUACAUCAAACAUCUGGAACUGCCCGUGGAGGAACUCACCGCACACAAAGAGAGAGGUGCGCCGUCUUAAAUUCCUUUUGCGAUUUAAUUGAUAUAAAACGCUGCAAUUGCCUCCGUUUGCAUCUUGUCUUAGGGUUUCGUUUAGUUACAGCACUGUUUUGAUGCAAACUCACUUUAUUCUUUAAGUCGUCCAGCAAUUCCGUGCUUACAUCGAGCCGGAUACUCUUCUCCUGCAUCCCGCCCAUACAAAAACGGAACUGAGUCCGGCAAAAACUCCCUUAGCUCCAUCGAGUCUUCGUCCAUCGGCCCCUCUACACCCUGCUACUGCUGCGCUCCUUAAUUUGACCGCCUCGCAGCCAGCUACUGAGCCAAAGCCAGUUGAACAGGUGGCCAAUGCUGAUGAACCGACUUUUGUCCCGAAAGUACCUGCCAAUGAAGAAUUACCGAUCACUGCCGGCGCCCUAAUAAACAAUCUGGGAAUCCCUCUUGUGGUGGUUGUGACUAAGGUAGUCCUAUUUUCCAGUUUUUGGACGGUUUACGAUUUGCGCCUAAGUGCAUGAUACUCCGAAGCCAAUUUUUCACUCGGAGUAAUUAUGCUAAGAGUCCCGAACAUUAGAAUUUUUAUAUCCAAGUAAAUACUCCUGUCCGUCUUCUCAGCUGACCAUUUUUAAGCCGGAAAACCGAAAAUCUGAAAGUUCAGGUCCGUUAGUUCGAGUAGAGUACGAACGGCGACGGGUAUAUUGUUGGAGGUUUUCUUACAAAGAACCUCCAAAAAUCCCCCUCAACCACCUUUCCUUGUUAUCCCAACUGUCGACGUUUCCUUUUAUUUGGUGGUCUGCUUUCAGUCAUAUAACGCCCCAGUCCUACGGGUAUGUUCUUCCUCAAUAGAUUCCAUGCGCACCUGCGGGUAGCAUAUAAUGAAAUGCCAUUACCUAGGUGCGAAACUAGUGAGAUGACGGCCGCAAAAUACUGGACGACUGUUAGCUGUGUUUACUUGUCUAUGCUGGUAAUUACAGACCUCUGAGAUAUUUAACUUUGCUCGCGAUGGAUACCUCUGUGCGUAUUUGAGUCAGUUUUUGUAUCUUACGGUUAUCUUUACCGACUGAAGAUAGUGAAAUGCAUUUAUGCUUUAAAAUUGAUUAUGUGGUUCCCCAGCUGGAAGACAGUGCCUCUUUGCUAACUUUGCUGUUAACUGACCGACGAGUCCGUUGAUGGUCUGUGGUGGGACGGCCACCGACCAAAGCUGAGAAAUCAGCAAGUUGACGACAGGGUAGUAGCGACUUAACCGUGCCAGCAGCUUAUAAGUGAUUGAAGUUUGGCACGCUGAUAUUCUUAGCAACUGCCUCACUGUCCGGCAUUAGUGCUGCGGGGCUGCCUAAAGUUCCAGCAAAUGAAAGUCGUGGACGAGACAAACAUAGACAAGUGAAUGAAACCUAUGUUGGGAAUCCGUUUCUGCGAAGCGCCGGAGUCAUCCUUGAAUUGUUCGCAAAUGACAGAAUGCUGCGUGCUUCGACGUCCAAGAGCACUAGCGUGCUCCACAAUCUCUGCAUGGUUACACAAUAAUAGAAGUCCAAGUGGACUACAACAUGAACGGAUCCCUAAUAUCAAACUUUAGAGUGCACUAACGUCUCUUGGCCUUAGUGUUCAUAUCCCAACGUUGUGGGUUCUGCAUUACAAUCAGGCCAUGCACUGUUUGCCUAAGAGCCAGCAUCAAACACCUGAUAACUUGGAAUCUCUGAAGUUUCUUUUCAUUUCUUUCCUGACUAUGACUGUUUCUGCGACUCCUAGCAAAGGCUAUGCGGCGUCCACAGCUAUAAUUCUCAGUUGACAGUUUUCCUCUGCACCAUCUACUUACACCUGCCACUGACUUACUUGCUCCUUUUACUUCCUAGAGACAGUCGAGAAUGAUCAUUUCGAUCUUAGUGCUUAAUGCGGUGUUAGUGGAUGGUUUUAUUUUUUGCCGCUGUCACAUGUUUAGCAUCGCCGGAAUUGUAAACCGGUCUGGUAUUUCAAAUAAACCUUAGACCUGUGUGGCUACCUAGUAAUCCCAAGGUUCCUCAUCUUGACGUACGAUGGCCGAUUAGUCUAUACUGCCGAAAAUAAACACUACUUUGGGCUACAGCGCAUUGGCUUCUGUAUACAUCUAGGAGUCCAUCUUUUAGCCGCAUCCAAAAGGUCUAGUGUCAGAGCUCCUGGUAUUUUGAAGUCACGACCAUCCAAUAUGAGGGGAUCCCGAGUUUGGAAUUCUGGUUUCAUUUUGUUGUCCUAACGGAAGUCAAAGGCAACAUCUAUUAGUCGUUCAAAUCCAUACGUCUCUAGACAGUUGAAGUGGUUUUUUAUGCUAUGUGCUGAGGCCACUUAUUGCACUCCGUCUCGUGAACCUCACAUCCCAACGUAGAUCUUACAGUCUUGACUCCUUUCCUCAGCUUUGUAUAAUCAUGAUAAGUUCGGCUAAAGAAGGUCAGAUUGGCUGUUGGCCUAAAGCAACAUAGACCUGAAGCGUCGGCAGAACUGAAAACUACUAAAUCAUUCGCGGAAUCAGCUACUCAUCUGCAUAGACAGACUGUUCACAAUCCGAAUGGCAACGCUAUUUUCAUGAGUUGCGUGACCAAUGGGAACGUUUUGUCAAACCUUAUUAGGUAUUAAUUAUAUGGAAUGGCUCCAGCGUAUCACUGGGGUUGCGCAACAGUAAUGCGUUCGGAGAUGACAUUCCUGUUGCAUUUCGUAAGUCAGUCAUCGAAACUGACACACUGAUUUGACAAACCAGCUCGUGAAAGGUAGUUCUACACGUGCACUGGGACUCCACUAUCUUUGUGCUAGCCCCAGAAAGUGAUGAGAAGAGAUACGCUAGUUACUAUGGCACAAGUUUCACUGAAAUUGGCCGAGUGCUUUUCGUUAUCGUCAGUCUAAUGUGGUCCCGUUUUGUGUGUGCGCGUGUGUGGUUUGUGGACGAUGCUAGACGGGUCACGAAUCCUCAGUGACUGCCAGUGGCCGACGGCCAUUUACAUUCUUAACUUCCUUGCGAUUCCCAGCUCUCAUUGCUGAUCUAUGCAGUGUGUAAAGCCGAUAAGGGCUUUAUUAGUGUAAGCUAUUUUUGUUAAAAAGCACACAUGUAUACAAAACCUUCGACUUACUACGUUCCAGACCAUUCCCUUCUUUACAACGAGUAUCUAUCUGCUAGCGGGGUAGGUGCAAAGUAUCCGUGUACAGCUCUUUUAAUCAAGCUAGAAUUUUUGUGUCACCGGUUGAAACGUCCAAAGUUUCUGGUGUAUUGUUCCGUAUUGCAAAGAGUGCUAACAUUUGAUGUUUUUAUCUCAUACUUGUAAAGGGUCACUACCCGGACUUGGAAGUCGUCCUAGAAGUUGGGCCGAUCUGUCACACUACCACGAAAAACACUCCAACACCUGACAGCCACGGCGUCGCGGUAGCAUUUAAGCAGACUUUAAGCUGACUUCACGGUCGUCAGGUUGAGAAUAACUCCGAUUGCUUAUUAUAGCUUUGACUUCUUUGCCGUGUACGUAACCUCUUUGGCUGCUAUAGAUAAAGCCCACAUUUUUCGCUUCAUCAUUACCUUCCCGAAAAGUAGAGAUCUGAUCCCUCUCGGUUGGAGACGUGCAUGUACCCACAGUCUCCGAACAUCAAUGCAUGACAAUUGGUGCUCGAUUUCACUGGAAUGUUCACGUUUUAUAAUAGGGGAUCUUCCUAAAGAUGACUCCGUGGAGCGCAGCUUACACAAGCAGUUGGCGGAACGAGUAGCAAUUGAUUCUGGCUGUUCCGAACUAUAGACUGCAAGAUUAAAUGAGUGAUUGCUACUCAUUGAUUGAUUCAUUGGCUAUAGGAGUUUCUCGUUUGUGUAGUUGGGAUAAUAACCAGGUUUUAUCUGUAUUGCGUAUGUAAAUGUCGCCAAGGCCAGCACAAACCGGCGUAAACUGUCUGUCUGUCACACUGAUGUCUUAUGAUCGGUUAAUGAUUUGUAGACAGACGUGAUGGAGACGCUGGAGAAGGACCAUGGAUUCUCCGAGGAACAGUUUGACCUUAUCCAAAUGCAUAUCCGUCGUUUCUGCCUUUCCUGUGAGUCGAUGCUCUGUUUCUUCUCCAGUUUUGUACUUAUCUAGCCAGAAAAUUAGGGGAGUGGUAGGUCUCAGGUAUGCUCAUGAGUGUCCGUCAUAUUUCUGUACUAUAAAUCACUUUAGUCCCCGUACUGCACGAUCACUAGUUAAUGUUAUUCGUAGCAGCUACGUUCUGAUGUCAUGCGAGAGGUAAAGCGACAUCUAUGCAUGAAUGGAAACGGAUGUUCGAAUCCCGGGUGUCUGUAUGAGUAAGGAAAAAGAAGACUGGUUGAGUACCGGGCCAAGUUGUUUAUUAUUCUGAGCCUUUGAACCCGCGCUGGAGUCCGUCAUCAGAGAUAGUAGCGACAGCAAAACAAGUGACAAUUAUAGAGGGUAGUACCCAAUCAGCGGUUAGUGACGCAGAUGUGGAGGUGACUGCGUAGGGCUCUGUGUGCGGCGCCAGAUUGAUACAUCGAUUGACUGAGUUCUCAUCCGAGGCCCAGGCUUCAAUCCUCGGCCUGUCUUGCUUUUGGCAUGGGCGAAUAUCUUGGCGGCUGCGAAGUUGAACCCAUGACACGUUUCGAAUGUAUGGGCAGCCACAGAUAAUUCGUCGCCCCGUUACAUAGCCAGCUUAUGCUCAUCUGUGUGCUAUCCUAGCACGCCCUCAGUCUGACCUGUGUACUUGCAAGGAUAAUUUGGGCACGCCAUGCUGCUCCUUGGCACUUAGUUGGUCCUUAAUUUUCAUGAUUCUGCUGCGCAUAGUAGCUCUGGAUCGGUAAGCAAUCCUAACAUCUAGUUCCAAAGUAAUGCGCCUAGUCGCUUUUGUUACGUCCUCGGUCUACGGCAGCGCAUGCCAUAUCCCUGCUGGUAAUUCUGUUUGGGUCCGCCGGGGACGAAAACGUAAGCGUCGGCGUAUCAGCGCCUUCGGAUAGCCAUUUCGCGUAAAUUAGUCGCGGAAAUACCGGGCCUCGUGUUCUUUUUCCUCUUGGUCGCUGCCAUGCGUUUAAAUCCGUUUGAAGAGCGUUAUCACACAGCUUAUUUUGUUGGCCACCGGAUGGUUGCUAUGAAAACUGAGAAGCUGUGUGGUGUUCGUUGCCUUCCUGUAUACGGUCGUUUCAAGUUCGUCGUUUGAACUUCACCAAACAGGCACACCAAGAGUAACUGCUGCUCCUGGUCUUCCCUCGUUACUUGUAUGCUAGGGAAGACUGCAUUGAGCAGAUUGUGGAAAUCCUGCCGCAUGUUCUUCCUGGCUGCAACAAACGUGUGGUUAACGUAAGGGUGCCAAAAGACCGGCUUAUGAUGCAUGAAGGCAGCCUUUUCUAGCUUCUUUAGGACUAGUUCUGCCACUAAAGCGGAGAUCAGGGAGCCUAUUGGAGUUCCCCUGAUUUGCUCAUUGGUUUAUCCAGCAAGAGUGGAGUGAUUUUUUGCGAACAUUUGAACAGUCUCAUAAGGUGCUCAAUUUUGAGUAGAUUUUGAAUCUUGUCGUAGGGCCAAUACCCCCUAGCAUUUUCGUCUGUUCUGUUGCUGAUACUGUCUCUGACGAUGGGGUCCUGCACGAGUUUGAAAGUUCGGUUCACGACCGACCUUCCUUAUUUGUAUGUUUGAAAAUUGAGGUAAAAUGCAUUCCGAGAUGGUAUAGUGAAAACAAGAAAGCUGUUCGUGAAAGUUGAGUUGCACUCGUACGUGACACUAACCCGUCGUCAGAUAAGGCGAAUGAGGAAAUAUGUAUAUGAUUAUUACACAGGAACAUUUGGGGACACCAAGAAUAUAUCAGCAGAUAGGCGUCCGUGGGGGGUUAUUGUGCCUGGCGUUACGAUUGGUGCUGAGGGUGGGAUUAGAUGGGGAUUUUAAGUUAUGGUUCGCCGUAUUGCGGGAAGGGGGAGGGUAGCGAAUCAGUAAGAUUCUUGCUGGCAGUGUAAUCCCAUCACCAGUUGAUAGGAUUGGGCAACUGAUUGGUGUAGAAGGAGCGAGGCGGAGACUGGGGAGUCCAUCCCAAUGGCAAGUCAGCACAUUCCUUGAUUACCAUACGGAUCAAAACAGUGGUCAGAUUAAAGAGGCCACUCACGCGCACAGCUAGCUGCCGUUUGUUGAUACGGUUUCAAAGUUUUCGAACAUUAUAUUCAACACAAUUACAAGAUCACCUAACGGGUGGUACGCAGCAAAUGACGUUAGUUUGCCCCUCUUUAGGUUUCGGAUCCUUUGCACAUAUCGAGGACGCCAACUUUUGAGCAAUGCCAGAACGCAACAGAUGGUCCUUCCAUGUAAGGCAUGAAGGCAAAAUUCCACAGCACAUUUUCUCCAUGAGAACUGAAAUUUUCGGUUGGCUCUGAGGUUCGAAACCGUUUCAACAAGGGGAAGGUGUUGGGAUGUAGUGUGGACCGCGCUGUUUUACCGAUGAUUUUCGUUGUACACGUAUGACCGAAUAGGUCCAUGUGACGACGGAGUGUCCUAAAUCAGCGUGGGCAGGGGUACGGAAAUGCAGGGCGUAUUUUGGCGAUCCUGGCACUUGUUCGGCAGUCGCAGCGCAAUGGAUCGCAAGUGACCGACAAGAUAUGUGGUGUGAAGGCGGGGUCGCAGCGGGAACAGGUUGGAACUGAUUUCAAAUUGAUGUUGUCGAUGUUGGUGGUGGUGUUGGGGAAGAGUUAAUGGGCUUUCUUCCUCAGUGUUGCUGAUAAUGAAGACUGUUCCAGGGGUAAUGUGCUGGACAGGCUGUCGUGCCGGUGAAUCCGAAGAUGUCUGAGUCCCAUGCCUACUCCGAACGUCAUUUGUUAAUGCAGGCAUCACCAGAGGCAGAGUCAGAUAAUGGCGGUGGAUUGCCCAGAUGUUGCAGCAUUUACUGGAUGUAGUUACUACAUGCUUAUUACAACUGGCAGCUCCCGAGUGCAUCACGGCUCGACUGGCCAGGUGUUUAAGUAUGCAGUUGCCAUGCGGUUUCUAUGCGCCUGUGUGCCGGUUAAGAUUAUCGGCUUCCACGCCCAUUACUCGCACUCGAGCUGCUGACUGCUGGAUUUUGUCACCCACGUGGACUCUUUGGCAGUUUACCUCACCGAGAUUGACACCAGCGACAGUGGUUAUCCGCAGGCUCUCCUCGCGGCUAAUUACUCUGUCUACGCAGAGUCUCGUCGCCGAAUACGGAGAGGGGAGGUCGUUGCGCCUGCUGAUUGUUUGAGGACCGGAAAACAAUGACUCGAGCAGUUCGCGGCUCAUGCGGUUGUCGCCUGUAGCAAGAAUUUCUGCUUCGUCGAACUUGUGGUUGGGCCCUGUCGAAUGAGCCGCGACUUGGGAGCUGGCGUCGUUCCUCACUGCUGCUGCGUGGUCGAUCAUCCGCGUCCGGAGUAUUCCGGUUUUUUCCGACUAGUUGCUUUGCCCAAAACUGCACCAGACCCGGCACACGGCUCCAAAUGUUUACUGCCGUGGCAAUAGGUCUUUCGACCUCAUGAUCUGGCCUUCUGGUUGCCUUCGGUCUGGCACCCUUCACCUGCUCGUAGAUUGUUCCGUUGGACGUAAAGUAUGUCUUGAAAUAGAACUUCAGGAGCUGGAGGAGUUGGGUGUGUCCAAGGCGAUUCUCCGUUUCAUCGUACUUGUCUCGUAGGAGUAGUCCGAUAAUAUCGACUGCUAGGCCCCAUUUACGAUUCUCCAAGAAUUGUAUUGACAACCCGACUGUCGAAAUUCAAACCUCUGUACCUUUCUCACUUGUCAUUUGUGUUAUGCAACGACAGGCUGUAGUUGAGAAGCCGUCGCGAAAUUUUCUGGUACCAUUAAAUUCUGCUGUCCUUGCUUGCUUUAAAUUCAUUCCGGGGAACUAUUGCUUCAAUUUUGUAGUGUUUGAAUUUUACGGUCAGAAAUUUGAGUCACCGAAACAGCCAUUUUGCCAGUCCGUAAGUUGGAGUACAUUUGAGUGAGUCGAUGGGCCGGAGAGGGACAUCCUUUUUGUGCACCCUGGGAAGGUCGCCGAAGCGUCCAAGGCCGUAUCCUGGGCCCUUGCCCUGCGUCGGUCGACCAGUGGUAUUGCACUCCAGUUCUCCAAUGCCAACAGCGUCGCAUUAGUUUCUCGUCCGUGUCUUUUUUACGGGGUUGGUUGCGCAAGUGGCAUAGGACUUGCGGUCCUCCAGUAAACUUUGGGCCUUCCGAAGGUAGUCUAUCCUGUCAGAAAUAACCCUUACCUGACUCUGCCUCUGAUGAUAGAUUCGAGUGAAAAUCCGAAACGUCGGCGAGCACCCAUGGCGAAAUCUCCGUAGUAGGCGAGCGUCGUCCAUUCUCACCAGGUGGCCGCUACGUCGCAGUUUCAGUUGUCUCAGCAUGGCGUGGAUGCUGAGGAUUCCGGUCCGUUCCAGGACUUCCUUAUCCGAGAUCCAGUCCUGCCAUUUCAGCCUCAGUAUUCUGUGGAGGCAGCCGAGAUGGAAGUGGUUGAGCUUCCCGGUAUGGCUUGUGUAGACGGUCCAGGUUUCCGCCCCAUAAAUAAGUGUCGUCAAGAUGACGGCCGUGUACAUCUUUAGUUUGUUGUUCAGUUGAAGGCCGUGGCGAUUUCACACGGAGGCUUGCAGCCGGCCGAAGGCCUGGUUGGUUUUGGAGAGCUGACGGGAAAACCUCGUCGUCGAUUCUUAUGCUGCGCGAGUGUGCUUCCUAGAUAGGCGAAGUCGUCCAUGGUUUGGAGUUGGUUGCUUCCUACCGCUAUAAACAAACUCACGACUACGUUAGGAGUUGAGACGGUUAGUCUCGACGACAUUUUAUGAACUGUUAGUGAAUUGUUUGAUGACAGCUAACAAGCCGGAUACGGCCUUUCCAGUCCCUUUUUUCUUUGUCAAUGGUACUUUUCGAAACGUAACUGUUUCUCCCUCCACUUACCUUUUCAGAUGGGGCGGCACUUUUCUAUGUGUCAACUAAAGAGGAUCGUAAUUGUGAUCUCCUGAAUAGGUACCUUCAACAUCGCGUCUACGGAUUCCCUUUUACUCAAAGCGCCUAUGUGGUCGAAAAGGAUUGCAUUUUCGUGUAAGCCUAUAUGUUCAUCUCUCCUGCUCCCGUAUGCAUGAUCUUCCGAUCGGCGACUACCAGAUCAAGUCAGAUAAGCCUUCAUUCUCUUUAAUGAAACUGACGGCUAAAACAUUGAGAUUGUUGUCAGUUUAUACUGCAAAAACCUCUGAAACUCAGAAACGAGCCAGGCCAAGAAAAAACAUGUGCCAGGGGGGUGACAUCGAGCCGCCGAUCCACCGGUUUGGCAUUUGGCACCAGCUGACUCUCUGGAUUUUCCACAUUUCCGUUUUAAGAUUCAUCACUCGUCUCACAAACGGUUCCCGGUGGGUCCUAGAGGACGGAACAAGUAAGGCGAGUUCUGAGCUGGAGGUGGAUGAAUGCAUCGGCUGCGUGUUUCACAGCGACGAGUUUUCGGACUCCGUCAUGCCCGUCACACGUAACUAA